Molecule: messenger RNA, 420 nt
Organism: Physella acuta
Lineage: Eukaryota; Metazoa; Mollusca; Gastropoda; Physidae
Product: small ribosomal subunit protein eS19
Biological process (GO): ribosomal small subunit assembly; translation
Cellular component (GO): cytosolic small ribosomal subunit; ribosome
Molecular function (GO): structural constituent of ribosome; RNA binding
Source: RefSeq, a predicted model, not a curated record
CAAAGUUAGAUGGGUAUCUCAGUCAAAGAUGUUAAUGCCCAUGAGUUCACCAAAGCUCUUGCUGAUUUUUUGAAAAGGACUGGUAAAGUCAAGGUUCCUGAAUGGGCAGAUAUAGUGAAACUUGGCAGAUUCAAUGAACUCAGUCCUUAUGAUGAAGAUUGGUUUUACAUCAGAGCAGCAUCUGUUGCUCGCCAUUUGUACAUCCGUGCCCCCUGUGGUGUCGGAGCUCUGACAAAAAUCUAUGGAGGAAACCAGCGUAAUGGAACAACUCCCAGUCAUAACUGCCGUGGCUCAAGAAGUGUAGCUCGUAAAGUCCUCCAGGUCCUUGAAUCACUUAAGAUGGUUGAGCAGGAUGCCAACACUGGUGGUCGUCGUCUGACAGCCCAGGGUCGUCGUGAUUUGGAUAUAAUUGCAAUAUAA